AAUUAUUUAUAAUCGUUUCUUUAUAAACUCGUACCACUUCACUUUUCUUCAAAUUUAAAUUUGCGGUUAGCAUAUCGCGUGUUCAGAAAGUUUUUCCCUAACGGACUGGAGGAAACGGCGUUCGCCAAAGUCCUCACCUCCUUUCUUCUUGCUCAAAAGCAAGAUUGCUACAGAUUGCUACAGAAAGUUUUUGUUGACGGUGAUAUGUUUCCAAGGGUAGAUAGGCGCAGGUAUUUUUUUCAAAGGUUCUGUAGCAUUUUGAUGCUACUGUUCUUAUGUGCAAUUUUUCUGAUGAGAUCCGAUAAUAAGGAAAUUUUAAUAACAGAUGAUAUAUUGAGUCAGUUGUUUUAUGCCGGAACACUUAUUUUUUUCACACCUAAUUUGACUCUUUUAUUUUACCGAAUUAUAAUAUUUAUUGAGGAAUGCUUUUAUUGGAAAGAAAAAUGGAGAGACCAUCUACAUCUCUGUUUUGGUAAUUGUUAUAUGUCUAUUUUCAUAAGUGCCCUUUUUUUAAUCUUCUCAUGUGUGUGUUCUCAUACGUCCACCUUCUGUGAAGAAUUCCAUGUUUGUCUCUUUGAUUAUGAUGAAUAUGUCAUAAACAAGACUUUUGAUGAUGAAAAGAGCAUAGGUUGGUCAUGGGCCUAUGGGGCCUACAGAUAUUAUUAUAACAUUUGUUUUGAAGGUAUAUUGCAAAGAAUGGAAAAUUUUGAGCAGGAACAUAAAAUAAAAUUAUUUGUUAAACGCCUUGUUAUUAUUUGUCCACUUUCAUGUAAUAUCGAUGGUCUACUUAGUGGCCGAGACCCUGCAAUAUGUUUAGUUGGAAGAUUAGAAUCUGUUUUCAAUGAUCAAGGAGGAAACGUUAACAGAGAUUAUCAUAAUUCUGUUUAUAAAAUAGGUGAUUCUAAUCCAAUUUAUGCCGCUGUGGAAUUCCCAAAUUCUUUGAAAUGUUUUAAGAAGGAAGGUGAUGAACAAAUGAGUGAAGAAAUGCGAAAAUACCACAGAGACUGCUUUAUAAAGCAUUUAAAAAGGUUUUUAGAAGACAAACCUUGUAUUUUUCUAUUAUAUGAUGAUGAAAAUCCCACGAAAUCAUUAUCAGAAUUUCUUGAACAUGAAUUAUACAUGUUUGUGAAAGACAGUAAAUUUUCAAAAUUUAUAGCAAUAUCUGAAAAGGACAUUUAAAAAAAUUGUAUGCUAGAUGUAGUUAAGUGUUAUUGUGAUGAAAUGUGAUAAUUUUACAUUAUUUCUGAAUUCUGUGUCAUUUUUUUGAAUUGUUUUAUGUCGGUUCUGAAUAAUUUUGUGUUAUUUCUGAAUAAUUUUAAAUAAAUAUUUCUGGAAUAUUUUUUACAUUAGCUAAAAAAAUUAAAAUUUUUUAGUAGAAUAGCAUAGAGAAAACUUAAUGAUAAAAGUUUUUGCUUUUAUUUAUGUGUUGUAAUUUCAGACAUAUAAACAUUUUAUUUUGAUGUAAUGACUUUUUAUUUUGUUAUGGUUAACAUGAACAGCUUUCUGUUUGAGUUAAAUUUUAAAGAAAAAUUUAAAAAGAAAAAGCUUUAUUUAUCUAAAUGGAAGCAUACUAUUUAAUUAAGAUAUGCAUCAAAUUAAGAAACUUCCAUUCCUUGGGAAUUUGGUGUUUGUAGGUGCUUAGAAAAUUAUAACAUUUAAAGAUAGAUAGCUGAAAUUAUCUUUAGAAUAAUAUGUAUUUUUUUAAUUCUAAGCUGGAACUUUGUGUAUAGUACUAAGACUGUAUUCAGUUCCUAUCGGCCAAAGAUGUGAUCGGGAGCUUAAUGUGUCAUUACAGAAAGCAGCUCAAGCAUUUUGAUAUGACAUUUAAGAAUGGCGAUCAUGUUGAUUAUAAUGUUUUACUUCGUGAUGGAAUACUACUGCUAGAAACAUCCUGACAACUUAUUACAGAAUCAACCAUUUGAAAUUGUUUUUGAUAUGCUGAUCUUGUAAAGGAUGUUUAAGAACAAGACUAAAUUGAGGAUAUGCCUGUUGUUAAGUAGAUAAAAAAAUGGUGUUUCAUUAUUUUCAGAAUGUGACAUGAAGUAUUUUCCAAUCUUGCAAUGAUAAUAUUGUUCCAUGCGAAGAUCCAGAUGCUGCAAAUAUUGUGACAGAAAUUAAGAUGAGAAAUGCUGGUGUCAAAAAUUCUUUUUCUGUUGUUGAUGAAAAUAUUGAGUAAAUGCACAUAUGAAACAUAUUUCCUACAGCAAUGUUUUCCAAAGCUGUGAUGCCUAUAAUUAUUAAGUUUUUAUUCAUGCGAACUGUUGAUCUGAAAGCGAUAGAAUCUUUUCAAUUUUUGUACAAAAAUCUUGGUAAAAUUUUUCUGCAUUCUGUAAUAUCCCAGCAGAAAGUUAUGGAUUAUUUUUGUACUUAGGAGUUAAGUAAAAAUUAAAUUAAAAUUUUUCAGUAUUUUUUGUUAUUCGUUUUUAAUAAAAUAAUUAUUCAUAGUUAUAAAUAUGUAAUUCAAGGGAAUGAUCAAAACCAUGAUAUUUAUGCUUAUCAUUUUAUCACUUAAACUUAUUAUUAUGCAGUGAAACUGGAAAAGCAGAACCGACAAAUUUGAUAACUGUCUAUAAUAAUGAUUGUAACUAAAUCUUAAUAAGAUUUUUAAAAUUUUGAUUUAUUAUGUGCUUUAUUUGGCAGAGGUGACAGUGUUAAAGUCUUUUUUAUUCAUUUUUCAAUUUUUACACGUUUUUUGAGACUGCCCAUUUUUUCUUAUUGAAUAUAGCAAACCAAACUUCAGUUUCUUAAAGCUUGUUUUAAAUCUCUAUACAUAAUACAAAGUCUGAGAUCUGGCAUUGUCAGAACUUUGUCAUUCCUGAUUUUAAGCAGUAUGAUAUUACUGAAAUUUUCUUUGCUUUCUGUGAUUUAGCCCCAAUCCAAAUUGAGUUUAAGUAUUUUAAGUUUCACCCGUUGGUAGACCUAAAAAAAUUAUGUGUCUGAUGCACUCAUUUCAUUUAUACUGAUAAAAAAAUCACAAAUUUUAAAUAGUAAUGCCUUUAAAGUAAACAGUGGUCGAAGUAAACUGUGAUUUUUUUUAGAAUUUUUGAUUUUAUCUGUGAUAUUUCUAACUUUACAAUCUUUCAAGCUUCUUAAACGAAUUUUAGAUAUAAAGGAAAUAGUAUUUAAAUUGGGCUUGAAUGGCUAAUGGAAAAAAACCUUAUAAAUAUUUCAUGAAGUCAUAUGAAGAUGAUACGGUAAUACAUAAUGGUAUUAAAUGGUGGGUGAGUUUUUAACUUUGGCAGGAGCCAGAGAUUAGCACCAUUUAACUGAAAGAAUAGUGACUAAAAUUGUUGAAUUUAUGCUGAUCUUACAGCACAUUUCUUACUGUAUAUUUGUCACUAAUAUAGUUUCUUUUAUACUUCAUGUCUGUCCAAUGUACACUAAUCCACAUUCACUUAUUGUACUAGGUUUUCUCCAUUGAUUUCAUUUUAUUUUUCAGUCUCAAUCUUGAUUUCAUUGAGCCAGGAAGUGAAGACAGUUUCAAACAUUGCCAUAUUUCAGUUAUUUUAAAACGGAUUGAAUGAGAUCAUAUUUUUAUUUGAUCUACUUAUGUAUCAAUCAUUCUAAAUUUUUUUAUAAGAAACACUUUUCUGCGCAUUAAUUAGGAAAACUGGGUUCAUGUAUAGUUUUUUUAACUCUCUUAGAAUUCAUAUUAUAUUCAGAAAUAAAUAAAAACUAUUAAUUUUUUUCAUGAAUGAGUUGUAGGAUAAUCUAAGCAUCUAGAAAACACCUGAUUAGAUUUCCCAGGCUCAGAUGUACUUGAACUUAUUCUUUAUCCAUAAAAAAUGCUUUGCCUGUGUCAUACAUAUGUACUGUCACAUUAAAAAUCCUUAAAUACUCAGAAAAUUAACACAGUAAAUUAUGUUUCUAGGGUAAUUAAACAACAGAAUAUGUAAUGCAAGUAAAUUUUGGAGAGAAAGAGAUGGUCAAAUUUGUAUUCUUUUUCUAAUUAUUAUUUUGUUUAAAUAAAUGUAUUGAGCUCAUCAUUUGCAGAUUGAUAAUUAACUCUAAAAUUCUAUUGUUUUUAUAAAUCAGUAAAAUUGAAAUAAUAAGCCAAAAUUCAAUUGAAACCUUACUUGUAUAACCAAAUACUUUAUUGUAACUUUACCUGUAUGCCAGAAGAAUAAUGUAAUUGCUGAAAAAAUUAGAUUUUUUUUAAUCCAAGUUUAGAAUAUUUGUUUUUAGUAUGAGAAUGAUUAUUGCUAAAGUACUAUAUGAGAAUAUUCUGAAUUUUCAUAAAUGUCAUACCGUAAUUUUGAAAUUUCAUUGUUCCCAUUAAGCUUAACCACAAACAUUGAGGAAGAAAACUACCCCAUUCAAAGAGAAUUCCAAAUAAAUAGGUAAAUACAUUAUCCAAUGUCUCUAGCUAACAAUAUGCUUUUCGAAGUCAUUUAUUGGAGGAUGUAAUUGAAAAGUAUUUCAAGAUUAUUUUUUUAAUCUGCCUUUCAUGGAAGUGAUUUAUUAAUAUAGAAGGAAUUUUACCUUGUGCUCAAUAUUUUUCAGUAUGAAGUAAAAUAUUAAUAUUUUUCAAAAUAUUUAAUACACAUUAAGAUAAAUAUUUAUGCUUAAAUACGAGGGCAUUUCGAAAAGUAAAGAUACAAUGGCUCGCAUUCCUUAAGAAAACAUUUAUU
Molecule: messenger RNA, 4631 nt
Organism: Stegodyphus dumicola
Lineage: Eukaryota; Metazoa; Arthropoda; Arachnida; Araneae; Eresidae
Product: stimulator of interferon genes protein 3-like
Biological process (GO): positive regulation of type I interferon production; positive regulation of macroautophagy; innate immune response
Cellular component (GO): endoplasmic reticulum membrane; autophagosome
Molecular function (GO): 2',3'-cyclic GMP-AMP binding; cyclic-di-GMP binding
Source: RefSeq, a predicted model, not a curated record